GGUUGUUUCUGACGUUCCCUUUGUUGUUUUUCAUUGCAAAAGCUGCUCACAUCUCAUCAUAACGAGAGACGAUUUUACUCUUGUUCAAAUGCAACGUGGAAGCACUUCAUUUGGGAUGGCAAACCGAUCCGCGCCUGCUCCUCGUCCUGGCGGUGCCAACAAGACUUGCCAAUUCAAGCUGGUCUUGCUCGGCGAAAGUGCAGUCGGAAAAUCAUCACUGGUUCUACGUUUUGUCAAGGGUCAGUUCCACGAAUAUCAAGAGUCAACAAUCGGUGCUGCUUUUCUGACGCAAACGGUUUGCCUUGAUGACGCUACGGUGAAAUUUGAAAUUUGGGACACAGCAGGCCAGGAACGAUACCACUCACUAGCUCCUAUGUACUACAGAGGUGCACAAGCUGCGAUUGUUGUUUACGAUAUUACAAAUCAGGAAUCUUUCCAAAAAGCAAAAAACUGGGUGAAAGAGCUUCAACGGCAAGCCUCUCCAAAUAUAGUUAUGGCUCUAGCGGGUAACAAGGCCGACAUGGCUAAUAGGCGAACAGUUGAGUAUGAGGAAGCUCAAGCCUAUGCCGAGGACAAUGCUCUUCUUUUUAUGGAGACUUCAGCAAAGACGUCGAUGAAUGUGAACGAUAUCUUCAUGGCAAUCGCGAAAAAACUCCCGAUUGGUCCACCAGCCGGUGAGCCUAGCGGUACAGUGGAUAUGAAUCAACCACAACAGGCACAGAAGGGUAAUUGCUGCAAGUAGUGGGGUAAUCGAAGAGCUAGAGCACACCUCGCCUCUUCACUGCCGACAUGCGUACAGCAGCUCUUUCUGUCUGCAUGUUUGUCUAUAUCACAUCUAGAUUUGACCAAUGAGGGGUUGCGUAUAAGAGCUGGCAUCAUAUCCGCUGUGUGUUUGUCGCUAGGGUUUUGUGUGAGGUGUUGUGAUUUCUCAUAUUCCCCCACCUUUCGGGCCCACUCUUUGUUUUCUUCAUAAUUUUCCGUGUUUUUUGCUUACAGAAAAGAUGUAUAUGAAUUUUGUUUUUGUCAACGAUGGAAGCCUUUUUCUUCACCGAUUAGUGCUGUUCUUCAUUCCUUUUUUCGCAAUUUCUAUACUUAUUUAUUCAUAAUGUCAUAUAUCCGGCGAACUUCCCUGUACACAAAUCUACAGAUUUCUUUUUGUUUCGAUUAUGAGACAUAAAAGUUUUCAUAACGGUUUAUUGAGAAUCUACAUUUAGUUGUUUCUCAUUCAUCUAGCUUCACUUGUUGUCGAUUUUCUUCAUCCGAUUUUGUCACGCUGUAGUCUCGUCCUAACACUAAGUCGAUCACAUUCAAAUAUAUGCCGCAAAACUGCUGUACGCUGUAUGCUUAAGUCCCCCGUCCAGUGGUGUUUGGUCAGAAGAAUUUUUUUUGUGAAGUAUUUUCUGCA
Molecule: messenger RNA, 1405 nt
Organism: Cylicocyclus nassatus
Lineage: Eukaryota; Metazoa; Nematoda; Chromadorea; Rhabditida; Strongylidae
Source: the annotation of a GenBank genome assembly